Molecule: messenger RNA, 4945 nt
Organism: Dermacentor albipictus
Lineage: Eukaryota; Metazoa; Arthropoda; Arachnida; Ixodida; Ixodidae
Source: RefSeq, a predicted model, not a curated record
ACUGCACCGCGGGAAGCAAGAACACGCACCAUCACCGACGCAGGGCCCGCGCCUCCCGGUCCACACUGCACGGUUCGCCGCCGUCGCACGCGCGCGCGGGAAAACCCCGAGAGGCCGGCUUCUACUCGUACCUCGGACCGCCGCCUUGCAACUUACGUACGCUUUGUGCUCUGAGGAAAGCCCGGCAAUAUCGGAACAACGGUUCGGCCCUUUGCACGGAGCCCCGCGCUAACAACGCGAGCGAAGGAAGGACACCGGAGCCGCAGUGAACGAUGACGAACGGAGCGUGAAUACAAGAGCGUCGUCGGUUCCCGGCCGCGGCCCGAGCCGGCACCAGGCCUAGCCGCCGGCGACUCGAUCGCCGGGAGUACGCCGGCGUUCUCCCGUCGUGGCCGACGUCGGCGCGGCGCUGCCACACGAGCCGCCCGCGCGCGCGCGCUCCUUUCUCAUUCUCGCGUAGAAAAACGAGCCGCCGCCGCAGUUGUUCGUCAGUCACGCGCCUUUCCUCCGCAGCCAGCCGGCGGCGGUCGCCGCAGCUGCUCCUCUUUCUUCGCUAACCAAAACCCAGCGGCGGCUGCGCAGUGCCAGGGCGAACGAAGGCACGACACGGCGGUGGCUGCGGCAAUCGAAGUUCGGUACCCGCGCCGAGGCGCUAAGGGACCUCCUCAACUGUCGCCGGUGCAAGCUUGGCCACACGUAGGAUAACGACCCGGCCCCCGAGACCGGCUCAGAGUGCCCUGUUGUGCUUGUGGCGGUGACUGGAAGAGGAUGGAUUUCUUCUGAACCAGAGGGAUGCACUGGCGUCGGAGACGGUCGCCGAGUGCAGUCGUGGGCUCUGCGAUUCGAUGAUUCCUGGUGCCGCAUUCGCUGGCUUCGCGGAUGAGGUCACCUGAGCGCUUCCCGUCGGAGGAGCAGCAGCCGCGCCAGCAGCAGAAGCCGUCAUGAGCCCGUCUCGGCUGCCCCGUUUCCGGCCCCUGUUUUUGCUGGUGACGGCGCUCAACGUGCUGCUCCUCUACAGCGUGGGCCACUAUCUGUGGACGCCGCGGUCCGCGGCCGCGCCCUCCUCGUCCGCGGAGGGCUCGGGCUCCGCCGCCGGCGCCUGGGAGCGGGCCACGCCGGUGGGACACCGCAUUCGAACCGCGGGCUGCACGCUGCCCCAGUUCGACGCGUUCGACCCCUCCGUCAGGCCGUACUUCCGGCGCCGUUCGGAGACGCGACGGUGCUACGGGAGACCGAACUUCAUCACCGUCAGGGAUGGAUUUCCGGCCAUCAUUGAUGAAAAUCUCAAAGAACAUGGCGUGCUUCCAAAGGACCUCGUGUGCUUCUACAAAGAAAUCUACCGUAAUGAAUCUUUGAAGAAACCCGACGAGAAGUACUUGUAUAGUUCCAGAGAGCGACUCCUGUUUGACGAACCCUUGAGGAAGGAGUUCCUCUUCGUCGAAUGCGCCACGAAGCAGUCUCCGGAGCAGUCGUUUCACGACCAGUUUCUCCUCAACCCGGUGAUCAAAGGCAGUGUCGAGGAACGCUGUCGCACGGCGCCCGCCGGAACGCCGCACAACCUGAGCGUUCUAGUCCUCGGUCUCGACUCGGUCUCGUACUUAAACUUGGACAGACACCUGCCGGAAACCGCAAAGUUCGUUCGUGAAAAGCUGGGUGCUUUCGAACUCCAUGGAUACAACAAGCUCGGGGACAACUCGUAUCCUAACCAAGUUCCCCUGAUCAUGGGCCUCAAGGACCACGAGGCGACCAAGGCCGCUCCAGAUGGGUUCUACGACGACCUGAGUGGCCGGUUCAUUUGGCAGCUGUAUGGCGAACGGGGUUACCGGACCAUGUUUCUCGAGGAGUCACCGUUCUACGGCCUUUUCAACUACUUCAGCCAGGGCUUCCGGCGCGCACCAGCCGACUACUACCUGCGACACGUCAUCAUGGCCAUGGACGACUCGCCAAAGAAAACCCAAGACUGGCAGCGCGUCCGCUGCUUGGGACCCACGAUGCCGUUCGAGGAGCUGCUGGACUACCUCGCCCGCUUCACGGACGUGAUGGCCGAGCGUCCGUUCUUCUCCUACACCUGGAUCAGCGAGAUCACGCACGACUCGCUGAACAGUGCGGGCUACGCAGACGAGCCCUUCCGGCGACACCUGGAAACUCUUUACUCUUCCGGCACGCUCAACCACACCGUUCUCGUCUUCCUCAGCGACCACGGCUUGCGGUUCGGCGACGUUCGGGCAACUUACAUCGGCAAGUUCGAGGACCGCCAGCCCUUCGCCUUCGUGGUCUUCCCGCCGUGGUUCCUCGAGCAGAACCCAGAAGCGGCGCGCAGUCUGCGCGCCAACCAGCGCCGCCUCACCACUCACUUCGACGUGCACGCCAUGCUCGUCGAGCUGCUCGACUACCCGAACGCCGAGCGACCAAACUCCACGUACGGACUCAGCCUGCUGCACGACGUGCCCGAGACGAGGACGUGCGCCGACGCGUCCAUCACGCAUCACUGGUGCGCGUGCAACGCCCGCUCCGACGCCGCCGUUUCCGGUGAGCUGGCCUCGACGCUGGCGAACCACUUCAUGUCCAAGAUCAACGGCUGGGUGGCCCAGGCAGCGCGGAAGUGCGCCGAGUACAAGCUAUUGCAAGUCAUGGACGUGACGGCGCUCCAGGCGACCCCUGCUGAGCGUGCGACGAACACGAGUCACUACUGGGUGACCAUCAAACUUUCGCCGGGCGAGGCCGUGUUCGAGGGCACGGUGCGUGUGCAGGGAGACAAUGUGACGGUGCUGAAGGAGAUCAGCCGUUGCAACUGGUUCGCGGGCCAGUCCUACUGUGUCCGCAACCACUGGCUCGAGAAGUUUUGCUAUUGCCGUCGGACGGUCGGAGAGCUGGUUUGAUGUUGGCGGUCCUUGUGUAGACCGUUAGCUCAUUCACCGUCGAGAAUGUUGAUCCGCAGCGUUAAUUCCCAUGAGCAGCAGCACUGCCGGAACAGAAGGUAUAUAGGCAUCUACAACGUUAUUUACUUCCUUCUAGUGAGUAUUUGCGUAGUAGAUUGGCAGUGCUAUGGGCUUUUGCGUGACCGUGUUAACCAGCGCUAAAGCAUCCGUUGUAAAUAGACCGGACUUUCUCCAAAUGUGAUAUACCUCCUAGGAGGCGACGGCAGACCUUUCUUCGCCUUCGCCAUCAAACCCUCUUUGACGGUUGUGCCGCGCUGAAGCAGGUUAGUGGGAGCUCUUUCCGCCUAAUACUGCCUGCUCCAGCAUCGAGAUAUGCAAGGUUGCUCCUUUUUUGGAAUAGGAAUCGCGUACGGCGUUCGUUACCUUAGCGCAGGGAAGAUAAUCCAGCCUCAACUACAUUCACAAUACUGUAACCUGACUUGAUCAAACCGCCACUUCGGGGAUGCAUGGCGCGAACUUCCUUUACUCAGUGUACCAAGCGUGUGCAAACUAGUCGCUUCCACGAUUGUUCGCCGUCUCCCGACGUAACCAGACAAGGAAUUUUUAGCCUGUCCGCAUACGCAUUACCAUUUGCGGAAUAAAGGAAUACCGGAGACGCAAACGGGGAGCAGCAGCGCUGGUGGCGCCACGUGGUGACGCUGAGUUUGAGUAGAACAAACAGAACAUGGCUCCAAGAUCCGAUGGCGCGCGUUGAUUUAGACCGCGCGUGCUGCACGAUCUCGGAUUCUGUGCACAAAACUCGUGUUAUACUUAGUUUCUGGCGUAAAAGCGACAAGCACCAAAUGCACUUUCAUUUCGGCGAGGACACUCAUGGCACGUGAAGCAUCUUUAAUGCGCUGCGGUUGAAUAACAUGUUACAAUUUGUCGUUAACAGUGUGGCUGCCGCCCGUCUAUGUAUCCGCUCUUCCGGUAUUCCGUAAACAGCAAUCCUAUACGGGCAGGUUACAUUUCCGGUGCCGGUAGGUCGCACGAGGCAUUCUCGGUACUUUCGCUCAUUUGAGCUUUCCUAUGCGUAGAGAACAUCGGGCUUCACAUAUUCGCAGCCGAGCCCAUGUCGGGGCGUGUACUCCCGUUAGGGUACCGUAAGCGUUGCCCGUUGUUAUUAUGUAAUACUCGUUGCCAUUUUUUGCAGCGUGCAGCGCAUGUGACGCAGAAUCAUUUCUUAUGUUCGUUUGUUUACUUUGGUUGCAAGGGCUGGAACCGAAUACUAUGUAGUCCAAAGACGCUGCGACAUUCGUUUUACUGUGACCGCGCCAAAUAAGGUGCAUGAAAGUGCCAAAAGACACGCAGGCGUCAUCAUUGAUUUUACGAAAGUUCUCAGACCUUUCAUCUCAUUACGCUGCACAUUAUGAAUCUCCAUUUUCGUUGCGGUGGUAGUAAAGCCGAUUUUUGCCUGAGAAUACAGUGCAUAAUUGCAAUAUGGGUCGGGCGUGUGCGCAUCUGCCGAGCCGCCAUAUAUGAAGCUUCAAUUCUUCAAGUCCGUAGGCAUGAUGGUAAUGAAGACUUUCAUUUUGCGGCGACUAUAUAGUGACCAUGCAUUCCCUCUCUAUUCAGCUUGGAAUUGCGUAAUGAACGAGUGAAAGUUCAGUCACAAGAAGGAAAAAAAAAAUCACUUCAAGGCCACAAGAACGGGCAGUCCCGCUCACAUCCCACCGUCUUCCUGCUGUGGUCUCGAAAGAGUCUUCCAAGGCAUAUGACCCCACGUGACGGUCACUCUCUACGCUAAUUACGGUCACCGAGCAAUUAGCGGCUGGUUGUGCGUUCAAAUAGACCGCAAAGUUCGUUGUUGCCAACGACACGCCGACCAAAUGCGGUCAGAGAGUUAUUGGGUUCGUCACUAUGACGUUAGCAGAGCUUUCCCCCUACGAAUGCCAUCAUCUUUCGGCAACGCUCACUUUACUUGUAGGCCUAUCUACCAUUCGCAGUUUGCUAACAGGCUUUUCAACCUUUACUUCGCUGCUUGACGAGUUGCAUUCAGCCAUUAAAGAACAAAAUCGAAAAAAAAA